AUGCGCGACUGGGGCGACUCUCUGGUUCUGCAUCCGCCGACAGAAGAGGCGGUCGCGAACCUUGUCGAAGGCACUGGCCUCGAUCGGCAUGACCUCGUGUGCGACAUGCCACGCGGCUUUGGGCUGGCAACUGUGGAGAAGAUUGCAAUCAACGCUGCGAUGGCAGGCGCAAAGCCUGAGCAGAUGCCCGUCAUCAUCGCCGCAGUUAAGGCGCUGUCAGAGGUUGGCGAGCACGGCGGCAAGUCGCUGCUGAUGUCCACCAGCCCGCAUGCGCCCAUGUUGGUAGUCAACGGACCCAUCGCAAAGGAGCUCGGCAUCAAUCCGCGCUCAGGGCUUGGUCCCGGACGCGACAACGAAGUCAACAUCACUAUAGGGCGCGCAUUCUCGUUGUGCCUGCGCAACCUCGGUUACUGGUAUCCCGGUCAGAUGGACAUGGACACCAUCGGCACCACGCGCAAGUUCGUCCACUGCAUCGCGGAAAACGAAGAGAUGAGCCCGUGGCAGCCGUUCCAUGUGGAUCAAGGCUUCCGCGCGGACGAGAGCGCUGUCAGCGUUUUCAUCACGGACGGCGAACUCGAUGUGCAGGACCAGGGCAACACCUCCGCAGAGGGCCUUCUGAAGACCCUCGCCUACGGCAGCACAUUCGGCACUCGCGGACUCGGCGCGAGGCACACGGGCGAGCGCCUCAUCUUCAUGCCGCCGGAUGUCGCGCGACCUGUUGGCGGCGAGGGCUUCUCCAAGCAGGAGGCGAAGCAAUUUAUCCACUUCCACGCCAACACAAGCCUGGGCAAGCAGAUUCAAUACAUGCCCAUAGACGACGCUCGCGUGGGGAAGCAGUGGCAAUGGCUGAAGGACAGAACCGAGCAGGAACGGCUCGACAUUGAGGUACCGCUGCUGGAAGACGUUGACCGCUGGUUCAUCGUCGUAGUGGGCGCAGACCGCGCCAAGACGCUGGUGAUGCCCACCGGCGAGGGCGCAUCCACAGUUGGCAUCGACCAGUAUAUGCCGUAA
This is a messenger RNA of Geodia barretti, 1011 nucleotides long. The record is from the annotation of a GenBank genome assembly. Lineage: Eukaryota; Metazoa; Porifera; Demospongiae; Tetractinellida; Geodiidae.